AUGCGUUGGACAAAAUCCAUGAACGAAAACGCAUUGCGGGCGUACUAUAGGGCGAAAGGGGAAGAAACUGUGGGAAUAGCGUAUAGGUCUCGGAUGCAUUGCUUUUUUGCUGAGCUGGAGCCGUCUAUCCCCGUCACGGAACAAAACCUGGCAGACCGAGUUCGGUACAUCAUGCGCUCGAAAAUAUUUGACGAUGCCGAACUCGAACGACUACGACGUGAGGCUAUUCCGUCGUCGAAUGAAUCGGCUAUGGCUGGAGAUGCAGCUCCACAUUCGACAGACCAGCAUCCACACGUGGAAGCCGCCAUGGAUCUUCCAGUUGUGGUUGAUUCGAACGACGAUGAAAUAGUCUCCCACGAACUAGAGCAAAUGAGGAGUAUAUUGGAAGAGGCGAUUUUGGAAACGCGCAGCACCCCUCUCGAAAAUCGACCGCGACUUCCCCCGCAUACCCUUAAGCAAGCGAAAUCGGGCUGUCGUGAGGGCUCUUAA
Parnassius apollo (apollo) is the source of this 489-nucleotide messenger RNA. Lineage: Eukaryota; Metazoa; Arthropoda; Insecta; Lepidoptera; Papilionidae. The record is from the annotation of a GenBank genome assembly.